Messenger RNA from Fusarium verticillioides 7600, 219 nucleotides. RefSeq lists its product as hypothetical. The transcript has a single exon. NCBI's taxonomy places the organism in Eukaryota, Fungi, Ascomycota, Sordariomycetes, Hypocreales, Nectriaceae. Bases 1 to 219 code for a protein of 72 amino acids. The record is from RefSeq and is a predicted model, not a curated record.
AUGGGGUCUAUGAAGUAUAGCAUGGGAUUGAGCAGGAAAGAAACGACGAGAGAUGAAAACAGCAUACCUAGCUCUGAACAGCACAUAGUAACAACAUGCUAUAUCUCCAAGACAACACAUGAGAGGCCCAGAGUCAGCAUCAGAUUGAACGGCCGUCUCCAUGAGAGCCAGGGAACCCCCUUGAUGGCCUCCAAGCGGUCAUCUGGGUCAUGGCAUUGA